Molecule: messenger RNA, 5599 nt
Organism: Seriola aureovittata
Lineage: Eukaryota; Metazoa; Chordata; Actinopteri; Carangiformes; Carangidae
Exons: 17
Coding region: 169-4422 (1417 amino acids)
Biological process (GO): positive regulation of translation
Cellular component (GO): cytosol; cytoplasmic stress granule
Molecular function (GO): mRNA 3'-UTR binding
Source: RefSeq, a predicted model, not a curated record
GGGCGGUUUUAUGGACGUAAACGAAGAGAAAGUCCACAGACACUCUGCAGGAAAGCCAGAAAUCAAGUCCGACUCCGGCCUUUAACAGAGGGGAAGGUGACAGUCUCCGUGGUGACCAUCGACAGCGGCAGCACUCGUCCCGUACAGUUACCCACCAGCCCAAGUCACAUGACGUCAGAGCAGUAUCCACUGUGUCCAGCUAAUCCACAGGUGCAGUUAACGCUCGGAGCGCUAGGUCCUGGAUACUACUACUUCUACCAGCUGGUAGACCCUCCGCCUGACCCACUGCCCCCAUCCAGCAGUCACAUGAACGGCGAGGACCCUCAGGCAUCCACACCACACACUGAAGACUUGAACUGUCAGACAGAUGAACUGAAGGAUGACAUGUUGAGUGCAUGUGUGGAGGAGGAGAAUGAACGUGUGGAGAGUGAGACUGUGAAGCAGUCAGAGGAGAUGACGGUUACAGAGGAGUGUGUGUGCGUGGAGAGUGUGUGUACCGAGGAGCAGACUGUUUACCUGGAGGACCACGGAGAAGCAGACACCACAGAGGAAACAGUGGCUGAGAUCCAGGAGAAAGAAUCGGAUCAGAGUGUGAAUUAUGUCUUAGAUCCUCUUGACGAUCGUCUGCACGAGUCUCUCGUCGUCAAAGAGAAGCACAUCCAAAGUUCACAACCAGCCACUGAAUCACCUGAACUGGAAACUUUCAGUCAGAGCCUCAGUUCUCUAGAGCUUGACCUCAAACUGUUGCACAUGGAGGAUGAUCCUCUCUCUGGAGGACAUGUUGAGAUGGAUAAACCCUCCGUGCAGAGUCAGGCCAUCCCUCUCAGUAUCUGCAGAAGCCAUGGUGAGGAGGGUGAUAACGUCCACAGCGCCACAACAGAUACAACUCUUACAGAGGUGUCGUCAUUUUCCACCAUCUCCGCUGUGUCGUCACUGCCAAUCGAACUUGCUGCUUUCUCCUGUCACACAAGUCUGACCCCUCUGUCAGAUUUAACUAAAACCACAUUUCACCAGUGUGAAUCUAACACAUCUGACAAAUUAGAUGUUAAUUCAAAUGAUCCAAGAUUUGAACUGAGCAGCAUUAAGCCUCCUAUUCAAGAUACUGAACCUCCAUUUACUGAAUCUGAGCAGAGCGACACCAGAUUUGAUUUCUGUGACACACAGGUCGACAGCUCUGACGUGAAAACUGAAGGUGAGGUGGUGUCAGGCUCAGACGAGCUUUUCCAGGAUGUCCUCAUGAGCGGAGAUGACAGACAGGCAGCCAAAAAACCAAAACCAGAAUUUGAUCACAGCAGCGAACAUGUCGAGGGAGGUGAUGUUACAAUCAGAUUAACUGAAACAAGCCAAAACACCUCUCACCUAGAGACCAGUGAUGAAAAAUGUGAUGUGUUGUCUGAGCGCUGUGACGACUGUGCAGCUGUGAAUACAAGCAUCAUGCUUCAGGACCCUGAGAACGGCACUGAGGAUUCAAGUCUCAGUCCUCCCACACUGCCUCCUCCAGCUGAAGGAGAGCUUUCUGUUAUCGCUUCCUCCACUCCACCUCCCUCUUCCUCCACUCCACCUCGCUCUUCCUCCACUCCACCUCCCUCUUCCUCCACUCUACCUUCCUCUUCCUCCACUCCACCUCCCUCUUCCACCACUCCACCUCCCUCUUCCUCCACUCUACCUUCCUCUUCCUCCACUCCACCUCCUUCUUCCUCCACUCCACCUCCCUCUUCCUCAUCUCCUUGCGCAACCUUUGAGGAAGACGAAGAGAGUUUCAGUACUGCUACUGUGAGUGAAAGCAGCCCAGUCCUAAUGAAUGAAUAUCAGCUGGUGAAAGUGUCUCUGUGCGAGUGUGGGGAAGAAGAGGAGGAAGAGAUGGUUACACAGGUGACUCAGAUUGAUCCCGUCUCUUCGUCAAUUCAGCAUCAAUCUGCAGAUGAUUUAGAACAUCAGUCCCACAGUCCACAACCAUCUUCUGAACCACCAGAAACAUUUACCUCGAGUGUUUGCCAUGACUGUGAGAGCCCUCAAGUCGAGGUCAGCCCACAGCAUGACACUGCGGACUGUUUACCUCACCCUGGAGAUUCAUCACCUGGAGUUCACCUGGAGGGAAUUAAUGAGGUGAACAUGUCACCGGAGCAACACCCCGCACAAGACGGUGAGAUUCCUCCAGAAACUCCCAAUGCUUCAGCUACAGAGACACCGUCUGAAAGCAUCGAGGUCCACGCUGACAUGAUUCCCACUGACUUGAGUUGUCAGGAUGAAAGCACUUUGUUUUUGGACCAGGAGGACCACAACAUGAUCACAGUGGACCCGGGUCAGAUUGACGUUUAUGCCUCAACUCCGUCUUACGAGAUUCACUUCCGGGGUCAUGAACUGCCAUCAGCCACUGAGGAGGGAGAGAGGGAGGGAGGGAUGAGGGAGAUGGUGUCCGAGCUGCUGGGAGAGGACGCAGACUCCUCAGUUUGCCGCCUCUAUCCCCAUCCCUGGAUCAAACUGGGUCUGGAGGACAGCUGUGACGGGUGGGCUCAGGGGGCGUCCAAGACCGAGUCCAGCCAGGAUGAGAGCAAGAUGGGCAGUGACACGGAGAAGAUCCCAGCCUCGGUCUCAGAGCUCCAGCCCUCCAUGGCUCUGCUGGGAGCUUACCCCUACAGCACUGUGAUGCCUCAGGGAUCGUGUGUGUGGGACUGGCACACAGAUUGCUCUCAGUCUGAACCUGUUGCUGCUCCAAGCCUUAACCCUGAUGCUGAGGUAUGGACCAAUCACAACUUUAACUUGGACAUCCCAGACGCCGCGUACCCUCAGGCUCAGCAGCCAUGGCUUCCAUUCUCCAACGAUCUGACCAAUAACGAAGGGUAUGUGCCAGAGUUCCAGCUGGAGAACAUGGGGCUGGUCGAGGCUGUGGCUGAUCCUGCUACACUGGAGUACCAGACCCUGACUGCUGAAGCACCUAUAGUUAAUGGAGAGUCCUGUGACCCACCUGUCUCAGAUGAGAUCAGAGAGGAGCUGAGGACAGUUCUGGAGUCCUGCCUGACCAGGGAGCACCUUGGCAGCGACCUGUACCUCACAUCUCAGAUGGACAGUGACCAGUACGUUCCCAUCUCAACUCUGGCCAGCCUCGACCAGAUCAAGAAUCUCAGCACAGACCUGGACCUCAUCUCCGACAUCCUGAAAUCCCUGCCACUGGUCCAGGUGGCUCCGUGUGGACAGAAGGUUCGGCCCAGACAGAGUCGAUGUGUUAUCAUCCUUCGUGAGAUCCCCGACACCACUCCUCGUGAGGAGGUGGAGGCUCUGUUUGAUGGUGAGGACCUGCCCAAGUUCCUGAGCUGUGAGUUUGUAAGCAACGAUAACUGGUUCAUCACCUUUACAUCCGAAGCCGAGGCACAGCAGGCCUACAAGUACCUCAGAGAAGAGGUUCGGGUGUUUAAGGGAAAGCCGUUAAUGGUGAGGAUAAAGGCCAAAACCAUGGCAGUCACUUCCUACGCUCCAAAAAAUGGCUACAGACCCGCCCAGCUGGAUCAGUGUGGCAACCAUUAUGGCUCCUACUUCACCCCGACGGCCUAUCAGCAGCCCUGCCCCACCCACAUGCCAGCACAGCAGCUAUACGACUUCACCAGUGAGAUGUGGGCAUCAGCUGCUCCAGGAUACCAGGACUGUGGUGAGCCUCCAUCACUGAAUGAUUUCAUGAAUGGAUUCGCAGCAGCUUCCAACUUCAAACCUCACAACCCGCACAGGCUCAGGAGAGGCUCGAGGUGGUCGACCUCUGGAGACCGUUGGCAGCACCAUCAGAAUGACUACUCGUACUCAUCAGAGCACGCACCAAUGGAUCGCUCCUCUUCUCCGACGAAGCCGGGCCGAGGGCGGUCGCGGGGCAACAUGCGCCGUCCAAGCAGAGGCGGAAAGACGGAGCCCCACAAGCAAGUCUUGGCACCCACUUCUGACCGGGGAAGGAGAGGAAACUUCAACCAGAGGAGGAGAGGAGGAGCCAGAGGAGCAGAUUUGUCAUCAAGCAGUCGUAAUCAGUCGCCUCCUCGUCAGCCGUCUCCUCCUCUUGAGCUCGGGCUGACGAGCUUCCCUCCUCUUCCUCCAGCAAACACUGCCAUAGCAACUGUACCUGCAGCUAACGGCAGCGUCAAGGAUCCAGUCAAAAGCAGCAGCCCCUGCGCAUCAGUGCCAACAAUGUCAGAAGAGCCUCUGCCAGUCUCACAGCAAAAUGUGAUGGAGAGUGCAGAGACGAGUAGUGAGGACAGACCUGCUCAGCUCACACAGGAACCAGUCACAGAGUCCAAAAAGCCAAGCUAUGCGGAGAUCUGCCAGAGAGCGUCGUCCAGUGAGCCGGCCCCACCUGCUGACCACGCCGCCUCCGAGGCAGAGCACAUCCCAACCUAUCCGGGCCACACCCCUGAACCCAGCUCUGUUACCGUGGUGAUCAUAUAAGAUGGACAAAGACAGCUUUUUUUUUUUUUUUUUUUUUUUUUUUUUUUUUUUAAAUUGGUCUUAUGUGUCUUAUAAGCUGAAAUUGUAUUAUUGUACAAACAGGCUGCAUGUUUGAAGAUUUAUCAGCAUAUAUUACCUUAAGCCUUUAAAUCAACUCAAUUUAGGUCUGGAUCUGGAAACUGAAGCCCUGAUCAAUACUGGGGGGGGGGGUCUUACUGCUGGCUGGUUUAGGACAGGACGGGCUGGUGUGGGCUCGGGGGCGUUAACCUCUCAGGAUGCCAAUUUUAGACGGAAAGAAUGUGUAAAUGUUGAGCCGCUACUUUACAUUAGUUUUAUUUCUUGGUUUGUGGUUCAGGUCAGUUUAUCGGGAGUCAGGUUCCAUUUUGAUUUAGUCUUGUUUUGCUGAUGGCACCGGCACUUCUCUCCUGGCUCUGUGUGUGUGUGUGUGUGUGUGUGUGUGUGUGUUGAUUUGUCUCUGUACAGGACGUUCUGCCAUGAUCCUGAACUGGUUUUGGUGGUUUUUAUUUCCAUACAUCUUUGUUAUGCUUUGGUCUACAGGGCAGCUGUGGGCACACGUUUGUUUCUCUCUCAGUGUUAGUGCCAUUCACCCAGUUUGUUUCGGUUUCAGAUGUUGGUGAGAUGUCAAAGGUCCAGUGUGUAUUAGUGAGUACUGGGAGGAUCACACCUCUGUAUUGAUUUGAUCUUGCUAGUCGAGGAAUCAAAUUGAACUUGAAGAGCACUGAAUCUCAAUCCUUUAUCUCCGCAUGAUUUGUUUUUUCAUUUUAGAAUUUAAUUUAUGUCAUCUUUUUAUUUAUGUUAGACAGGAGUGCUUUUGUGUGUUAAAGCUUUAGUCUAGUGGACGUACCUCAGUGUCGCAGCGCCCACUGUUUCGGACACAGGUCGUCCCGUAAAGGGAAGCAUGCUUUCAGCUGUGCGGGGUAGUUAGUUAGUGAGUGUCCAUAACCAAGCACUGUUUCAGCACAAAGAACUUGAACUGUAUUUGGGAACUUGAAUUUGAUUGUAUUGAGUCCAAUGUUCUUCUGUUUAAAAUAUAAAAUUUUAAAUGUAAAGCAGUUGCCAUGGAGAAAGAGCAGACGUGGUUGUGGCACAUGUUACUUUGUCUGUACAGAUGUACAUAAUACUGAACAAAUAUUAAAGAAGUGCCUUUGAAGUUACA